UUUUUUCUUUUUAUACAUAACCAUCUUGCCAUCUUUGAUUCAUUGUUUUUAAAAGUUCUUUUAAAAUCGGAUAUUACUUAUUAACUAUCAUUAUAAGCAGUGUAAGAACUGAGUUUUAAAAAUGUGUUUGCAAAAUCUUGUCGCGCUUUGACGCCCUCGCCUGUUGAGAGAGGGAGUGAUCAUUACUUGACAAACUAAUAAUAAAUUUCACUCAUUAUUCUGGCUGCUAACCCUAAAUUUUACAAAAUAUUAUCGUUUUCAAUAUUUUGAAAGAUCAUCUUGUAUUGACUUAAUAAACUGUAGUAUUUUAAAAUCCUUUGAAUCAUAACAUUUUGUGUACUUUACAUGCUCCCUCUAGUGGUAUUUGGGAAAGUUACAAGCAAAGAGUGUUGCUGAUGUCUAAAAUAAGAAUUGACCACACUGGGAUGGGAGAAAUAUGGACUGUAUUCUUCCCAGAUCACCUCGUCAACAGUGCCUCUGGUUUUCUGAAAGGAUACACUGAUGAGCGGAAAUGUGUUGCAUAUGUUCUUACAAUCUCUCAAAAUACGUCGCACACCGAGUGCGAGAUCGACAGAAUCAUUGGCAUUUGGCAGGGACAUGGUGAUGCCAUUAAUGAUUGGUCCCACUGCCAGCAACACGAUGAAGUGAAUAAUCACAAGAAGUCUGUCUUUUUUAAUAUUUUUUGUCAUCAAAAGGAGUUUGGAGUUGUGAUGUAUUUCAAAGAAGAAAAAAAGGCUGACCAUUGUGCUGUAUGUGUAAUCUUUAAUCAAAGAGCUUUGCUAUCAUCAUUUUUAAUUUGUGAAAGUACUGAAGGCAACCACGCGAGUGAGUUACAUGAUUAUGUCAGUCACAUAAUAACUGUCUACAAAAGUCACCAGGAAAGUAUUUCAAAUGGAGUAUGUGCAGGUUCGUCAACAACCCUAAAAGCAUUCCAGCUUAUCAUCAUACAAAUAUUUCAGAUAAUGACAACUUCACUUGUUUGUUUGGAGAAGUUUUUAGAUAUCUUGAGCUUCAAGUGCUUUUUGAAAUAUCUAUCAGUACAGCCACCAGAAUUUGUCAACCACAUCAGCAACAAACUCAGUCGAUUUAGUCAGAUUCAGUCAACAAAUGUAACACCAAAAGGAAAACUUGUGCUUUUUGAUAUAUGUAGUCAACAGUUAUUGGAUUCAUUUCUGGGCUUGAUGGUUAUGGCAUUUGUGAUACACAGCGGUUGUGCAGGUGAUAUUGCCAGUUUCAUUAUGCACUGGGUAGAUGUAACUGCUUCUUAUCUUACUGAUCUUCUUCAUUGGCUUAUGGGUGCACCUGCUGGAUUAAAAUUAAAUUCUCAGCUAGCUGGAUACAUGGGGAAUUUUUUUCUAUAUCAUAUCUACUUAUGGACAGGAUACUUGUCAUUGCUGCAGCCAGUACUGGGACUGUGUAUGUGGUGUACAGCUUGCACUGGCAUAUUUGGUAUAAGCAGUCAGCUAUGCGUGGCACAGGACAUUCUUUCCAUGUUGACAAUCCAUAUAUACUGCUUCUAUGUCUAUGCUGCAAGAAUUUACAGGCUUCAACUCUAUGCACUUUCUUCUCUGUGGCGAUUGUUUCGGGGAAAGAAGUGGAAUGUCCUGAGGCUGCGCGUUGAUUCUGCAACAUACAACAUUGAUCAGUUGUUUGUUGGCACUCUGCUGUUUACUAUCCUUCUGUUCUUAUUACCCACCACAGCACUUUACUACUUUGUAUUUACAACACUAAGACUACUACUACUGUUUUUCCGUGGCAUGAUGUCCCAGUGUGUUCUUCAUCUUAACAACAUUCCAGUGUGUACUUUACUUCUGUGGAUUCUUCAUUCCAAAGCUGUUACAGGAAGUGUUAAAUUUACAGUGCAGGAAGACAGAUGUUGCAGCACUUGCUUGGUUCUUUGUAUGAAGGCUGUACAUCUUCCUUUUUAUAAACUGUACAAAAAGGCCCAAUACCAAAUGAUGCACAGUGAGAAGACCCAGCUAUACACAUGGUCAGAACUGCUAAAGCGGUUAGCAGUGGGUGAUCUUAUUUAUCCAUGGAUCAAUCAAGCAAGGACUCACAUCAAGGAAAAGCAGCUAUAAUGAAUUCCACUCAUUGCGCGCAGUCUGUAACAACAUCAAAGAAGAGUUCAAGGUUUACAUGGGUCAUUGUACUUAAAACUUCCUCAGCCAGAUCAUGUAUGAUUUACCAGGUAAGGUAAUAUGUGGUGACAGUAAAAGCUUGGGCUUCAUCUUCUAUGUGCCAUGAUAUCCUUAACCAUUUGCAGGUCACUACUCCUACUAGGUUAUGGAACCUUCAUUUUCGUUUCUUGUUUGUUUUAUUCUUUGUUUAUUCAUGUUUUUUAACAUGUGUAUUGCUACACUAACAGGGCUGACAAUCAACUCUUUAUUUUAGAGACCAUGUGUGUAUUUUCUUUUUGUAGAGCACUUUGAGCCUACCUUUGAUGGUGGGAUAAAGCACUAAUUAAAUGAACUUUAUUAUUAAUAUUCUUGAGAAUAGUUUCAAUAUUGGUUGCAGCAACCUUUUGACUUCCUGCUGUGUGAUGCUGUAAAGCCCAGUAUCGGUUUUCAACAGUCUUUUUUUUAAUUAAUUUAACUAACUAAUCUAUGUACAUUCAUAUAUGAGAAAGAGGUAGAAGGAGAAUAAAAUAAUGUUGAUUUGAUUACAAUUUGUGUCAAUGCAUGCAAAUGUGAUGGAAAAUCAAAAUCAUUUUUUUACAAAUUAUUGAAACCAAAAGAUGUGCAUAAGUUAAUGUUGUUAAGUUUAUACAUUUGUGCUAUAUACAUAUCAAAACUAAUUAUGCAGUGCCAAUUUAACCUCAUUUUAAAAUUUUACUCAACAUGUUUUUGUGCUAAGGCUACCAUACAGUGAUGCAAAAAUGUUGCUAAACAUCUUUUUCAUGUUCUUACAAAAAUUGUAUCUUUGACCUUUGUUAAUCAAUGAAAAUAAUAAAUACAGUAUUCCUAAAAUAAUUUAUCCAGAAGUUUCUAUUAUUGAUUGACUUUUUAGUGAUUUGUAUCAAGUUACAACAAUUUUUGGGAUUUUUUUUUUUUUAGAGUAUUAAGAUCAAUUUUACACUAAGUAAGAAUUGUAUCAAAACUAUUGCUUUAUAAUUGAAACAUUUUGUAUGAGCUUAUAAUAUUGAUGUAAAUAUUUGACCUGGAUCAUUUUAUGUUCAUAUGUAUGGACUGAAACAAUGUCAGCAUAUCUGUCAAUAAAAGUUUUUUUUUUCGGUUACACGGUGA
Pomacea canaliculata is the source of this 3245-nucleotide messenger RNA. Its product is annotated as phosphatidylinositol N-acetylglucosaminyltransferase subunit Q-like. The transcript is spliced from 8 exons. NCBI's taxonomy places the organism in Eukaryota, Metazoa, Mollusca, Gastropoda, Architaenioglossa, Ampullariidae. Gene Ontology annotation, cellular component: endoplasmic reticulum; membrane. Gene Ontology annotation, biological process: GPI anchor biosynthetic process. Bases 396 to 2081 code for a protein of 561 amino acids. The record is from RefSeq and is a predicted model, not a curated record.